This is a messenger RNA of Klebsormidium nitens, 2162 nucleotides long. The record is from the annotation of a GenBank genome assembly. NCBI's taxonomy places the organism in Eukaryota, Viridiplantae, Streptophyta, Klebsormidiophyceae, Klebsormidiales, Klebsormidiaceae.
GGCCAGGCAGAGAAGAAGCACGUAAAGCUAGAAGACUGGCACCAGGAUCUUUGGCAAGCUGGGGAGCCGCCACAGCGCCAAAGGAGUGUAGCAGCGGUGGUGGUAGCGGGUGCACGGUGCCCUGAGGCCAGGCACACCUCCCUUCUGGAGCCAUGGCAUCCGGAGUGAUUGGGCUGACGAAGACGGGGCCUGCGAACCUGCCUGAGCUGGACAUCAAGGUCAGUGGCACCACCCCCGCUGAGUGGAGCGGCGAUGCCCUGGUGGUGGGGGUGUUUGAGGAGGCACUGGCAAUUGAGGGGGAUGCCUUCAAGGCUGCUGAGCUGAGUGCACUGGACAAGAGCCUCGGGGGGGCUCUGAGGGAACUGGUGUCUGAUGGCGACUUCAAGGGGAAACCAGGCCAAACAUCAUUUUCCAGAAUUGCUGGCAGCAAGGUGAAGAGGGUGGGCCUGGUGGGCCUAGGCAAGCAGAGCCCCGGCGCUGCCGCCCCUGCCAGCCCCUGGAAGAAGCUGGGCCUCACUGCCGCCGCAGCAGUAAAGAAGCAGCAGGUGACGUCCCUGGCGGUGGCGGUGAUUGGGGUGGACGCCCUGCCGGAGGCGGCCAGGGCGGCGGCCGUGGAGGGGGUUGCGCUGGGGGUGCAGCUAGGCGGGUAUGAGGACGUGCGCUUCAAGUCGGAGGCCAAGGUGCCGGCGCUUCGCAGCGUGGCGCUGCUCUCGUUUGGCAGCGGGGCGGAGCAGGAGCAGGCGCUGGCGCUGGCUGCCCACGUGACGGCGGGGGUCACCCUCGCGCGCCAGCUGGUGGCGGCACCCGCCAACGUGCUCACGCCAGCUGCGCUUGCGGAAGCUGCGGCGGGGGUGGCACGCGAGUUCAGCGACGUGCUGAGCAUCCAAGUGCUCGACCAGAAGCAGAUCGAGGCGGCCGGCAUGGGCGCCUUCCUGGGGGUGGCGGCCGCGUCCGACAGCCCGCCCCUGUUCAUUCACCUCAAGUACACGCCCAAGGGGGAGCCCAAGCGCAAGCUCGUCAUCAUCGGGAAAGGGAUCACGCACGACACGGGGGGCUACAACCUCAAGGUGGGCGCCAGCAUCGAGUCCAUGAAGUGCGACAUGGGGGGCGCCGCCGCGGCCUUCGGAGCCGCCCGAGCCAUUGGCGCCAUCAAACCACCCGGGGUGGAGGUCCACUUUUUGUCGGCCGCGUGCGACAACAUGAUCAGCGGCCACGGCAUGCACCCGGGCGACAUCAUCACGGCGUCCAACGGCAAGACCAUCGAGGUGGGCAACACGGAUGCGGAGGGCCGCCUCACGCUGGCGGACGCGCUCGUGUAUGCGUGCAAGCUGAAGCCCGACGCGGUGGUGGACCUGGCGACGCUGACGGGCGCGAUCAUGGUGGCGCUGGGCACGGCGAUGGCGGGCCUGUUCGCCAACAGCGACGGCCUGGCGGACCAGCUCGCCACCGCCGCCAGGGCCGCGGGGGAGAAGCUCUGGCGGCUGCCGCUCGAGGAGGAGUACAAGGAGACCAUCAAGUCGCCCAUCGCGGACCUGAUCAACACCGCUGGCCGGCCGGCCGGCGCAAUCAAGGCCGCGCUCUUCCUGCAAGAGUUUGUUGGGGAGAACGUGGAGUGGGCUCACCUGGACAUCGCUGGCGUCGCGUACGACGGCGACAAAAAGAUCGGGACCGGCUUCGGCGUGAGCACGCUCGUCAAGUGGGUCCUCUCACAACAGCCGCCCGUCGACCUCGUCAGCUUCUAGGCGACUGUACAAGAGCGGCUCGGGAGUGCCUCCGUCUGACCACGGGUGCACGAAAGCAAAGGUGCGAGUCAUGCGUUGUCGCUCAGCAGCAUGCAGAUGGCCGGAAAGUCUUUGCGGAUGUGCAGUUUAUCUUGGGAGUGAGCAUUGAGACACAAGUAAAUCCAAAGAAAGAAGCCGGCCAAGUUUGAUGUCGACGAAAUUGACCCAGUCCUGUAUUAUACUGAUGAUUAAGAAGGUAGGCUUGCCGAUCGCGCUCGUGUAUGCAAACACUUACUGUUGGCUUUCACAGAUUUUUGGAAUAUGCGAGACCAAACAUUAUUGAGCUUAAAAUGAAGGUAGUGACGGAACAGGACUUGAUAAGAGUUGCCACGUAAGUAAAAGCCUGAGUCACGUUAAUAUAACCAGAAGUUGCGAUCGAAG